AAGUUUGAAACUUUAUCAUAUAUUGACUUGUCUUGUUGCUCUCUAGAGUGCAAUCAUACCAUUGAAUACAUUUUAGGAUUCGUUUUCAGAUGGUUUAAGAUAUAAUCACUCUGAACGCAAAUGCAAAUUAGAAUGUAUUUUGAUCCAAGCAUUUCUACAUGUACUGCUUUGAUCUGAAUCGAAAAGAGCAAGUCAUGGUUACUCCCUCAAUAAUCGCCACUAAGAAGAGUAACAGCUUCUUUGACUUUUGGAAGCAUUUAUCACAUAGAGAUUAAAUCAUUCACCAACUACCACUGCAGUCCACACAAAAAAAAAGCUUAAAUAGAUUAACCAAAAAAGCACAAGAAAACUAAAUGCAGAAAGAGAGGAAAAGAGACAAAUGAAGCAACUGGCUCCAAUCUUGGCCGUGGUAAACUUGAUCCUCCUGGUUCAUGGAGACGAGAGAUCAGCGGUUGGAGAUCCUGGGAUGAAGAGAGACGGUCUCAGAGUGGCAUUUGAAGCUUGGAACUUCUGCAAUGAGGUUGGCUUCGAAGCUCCUCACAUGGGUAGUCCUCGAGCUGCAGAUUGCUUCGAUUUGUCAUCUAAAUGCAUCAAAGCAUACACAGAAGACCAAUCAAACAAAACCACCAGUGGAUCUUCCUUGGUGCACAAGGUAUCAGACUCGGAUAAUGAGCUAGGGAUUGGAAAGCCUAAACCAGGAAUCAUAUCAGAAUCAGCAUUGCAUAACCCUGACCUUUACGCGGUCGAGAAAGAACUCUACCUAGGCUCCCUCUGUCAAGUCUCAGACAAACCAAACCCAUGGAGUUUCUGGAUGGUCAUGCUCAAAAAUGGAAACUACGACACAAAAUCUGCUCUUUGCCCUAAAAACGGCAAAAAGAUCCCACCUUUCAAUCAACCCGGAUUAUUCCCCUGUUUCGGCAGCGGUUGUAUGAACCAACCGACGCUGAACCACGGAAAAACCGAGCUUCAGAGAGAUGGUCAAACCAUGAAGGGAUGGUUCAAUGGUACGUACGAGCAAGGGGCAGAUUUUGGAAAUGGGUUGGAUGGGAUAAGUUAUUACGAGGUUGUGUGGGAGAAGAGAGUAGGCGUUGGUGGUUGGGUAUUUAAACAUAAGCUUAAGACUUCAGCUAAGUACCCAUGGCUUAUGCUUUACCUUAGAGCUGAUGCCACUAAAGGAUUCUCUGGUGGAUACCAUUAUGACACUAGAGGAAUGCUCAAAACACUUCCGGAGUCACCAAACUUUAAAGUGAGACUAACACUAAAUGUAAAACAAGGAGGCGGAGCCAAGAGUCAAUUCUAUCUUCUCGACAUCGGAAGCUGCUGGAAAAACAACGGCAAGCCCUGCGACGGUGACGUAACCACCGACGUUACUCGUUACUCGGAGAUGAUCAUAAACCCUGAAACCCCACUUUGGUGCAACCCCAAGAGUCUUCACAACUGUCCACCGUACCACACGUUUCGGAACGGCACCAGAGUUCACCGUACGGACCACCGGAGCUUCCCUUACGAGGCUUACCACGUUUACUGUGCGCCGGGAAACGCCGAGCAUCUUGAGCUUCCGGUGGGGACUUGUGAUGCUUAUAGUAACCCACAAGCUCAGGAGAUUCUUCAGCUUUUGCCUCACCCGGUUUGGGGUGAAUAUGGAUAUCCUACCCGGUUGGGUGAUGGUUGGGUGGGUGACCCGAGAACUUGGGAUCUUGAUGUUGGUGGCUUGUCCAGUAGGCUUUUCUUCUACCAGGUGAUUGAUUGAUCAGUAAACCGGUUGGUUUUUCUGUUGUUUCUUUUGAAUAUUCCGGUUUUGGUUUUUGAUUUGUUUAUGUUGUAGGAUCCCGGUACGAUUCCAGCGAGGAGGAUUUGGACAUCGGUGGAUGUUGGCACCGAGAUUUAUAAAGAAGAUGAAGCAAUUGCAGAAUGGGAUCUCUCUGAUUUCGAUGUUCUUAUUACUUGAUUUAAGUCAAUUUUAUAAUAUUUGUUUUUUUUUGUCGUCAAGUCAAUUUUAUAAUAUAAGAUUCACAACUAAUUUAUAUUCAUUUGGUACAAUUAUUUUAUCAAAAUAUGCA
This is a messenger RNA of Arabidopsis thaliana (thale cress), 2060 nucleotides long. RefSeq names its product calcium/calcium/calmodulin-dependent Serine/Threonine-kinase. The record is from RefSeq and is marked reviewed. NCBI's taxonomy places the organism in Eukaryota, Viridiplantae, Streptophyta, Magnoliopsida, Brassicales, Brassicaceae. The transcript has 3 exons. Bases 380 to 1750 code for a protein of 456 amino acids.